This is a messenger RNA of Aspergillus ochraceoroseus IBT 24754, 2166 nucleotides long. RefSeq lists its product as uncharacterized. Gene Ontology annotation, molecular function: DNA-binding transcription activator activity, RNA polymerase II-specific; zinc ion binding; RNA polymerase II cis-regulatory region sequence-specific DNA binding. The record is from RefSeq and is a predicted model, not a curated record. NCBI's taxonomy places the organism in Eukaryota, Fungi, Ascomycota, Eurotiomycetes, Eurotiales, Aspergillaceae. Bases 1 to 2166 code for a protein of 721 amino acids. Gene Ontology annotation, cellular component: nucleus. The transcript has 6 exons. Gene Ontology annotation, biological process: regulation of transcription by RNA polymerase II; DNA-templated transcription.
AUGCAGCCUCAGGGAGUUAAGAAAUCUUACAAGCCUGCUCGACGCUCUCGUGUACCUCUAUCAUGUGAUCCCUGCCGUACUAGAAAACUGAAAUGCAACCGCGAACAGCCCUGCCAGAACUGUGUUACGCGCAAUGAAGCAAUCAACUGCAGAUACAGAGGUUCCAAAGUCGCCACCCCCCCGGUAUCCCAUCCACAGGACCAGGGCGAUCCCAUGCAGCAGAGGAUCGAUCACUUGGAGGAUUUGGUGAAGAGGCUGAUAACCCAACAACAAGAGCUUCCGGCAUAUGACUUAUCCCAAGGCUUGGAUACUAUUCCGCCCCGGACGGAGGCGAUGCCGACUCCGGUGGUGUCGGAAAUUCCCAGCGGACCAGGUUUAACCGGCAGUACGCCGCAUACAACCAUAAUUGAUGGCGUCCAUUCGGUGUAUAAAGGGUCGGAUGAUUGGCAUGACGUGCUGCGAGAGAUCAACGAGCUUAAGAAGGUCUGGGGCCAAACGCAAGACAGCCCAAUCGAUUAUGAUUCCCCCCCUAGCUUUUCAAACAUUGUGGAUGGAUCGAGCUUUCUUUUUGGGCACGUUAAGCCCAUGGAAAGAAUAGAGAUAUUAGCGACUUUCCCGCCGAAACCCGAAGUUGAUAAACUGAUCCGGCAAUUCUUCGAUCGGAAAACCUUGCCUAUAACUGUCCCGGCCAUUCUCCAUGAGCCCACUUUCAUGCGUGAGUACGCGGAACACUGGAAAGAGCCUUCCAAGACAAACAUCAUAUGGCUCGGCCUGCUGUUCUCUAUCCUCGGAAUUGUUAUGCUCUCCUACCACCAGUACGGUGAACCGCCCGAGUAUGAAGGCCUCUCAGAGUCCUUGUUCCAACUUUAUCGCCUCCGCACGGCACAUUGCCUGCUUACUGGUGAUAUCGCUAAAUGUUUGCCAUACACGUUGGAGACACUACGCUUCAACGCAACCGCUGAGCUUAACCGAAGGGACGAUAACAGCCGGGGUUUAUGGAUCAUGACAGGGGUCAUCGUUCGAGCAGCGAUCAAUAUGGGAUAUCAUCGGGACCCUGGCCAAUCAUCCUCCAUCACUCCCGUACAAGCCGAGUAUCGGCGGCGCGUCUGGUUAUCUAUCAUCAGCAUGGAUGACGUUGCCUCGUUUCUCGCGGGCUUCCCUCGGAUGUUCCCAGCGAUUUACUCAGAUACGCGAGAGCCACGCAAUCUUCAUGACUGGGAGUUGUCUGACGAAAGUCCCGUUCUUCCACCAUCGAGACCGCUCACGGAGCCUACUGAAACUACUUAUUUGAUUGUCAAGGGUCGCCUAUUCCGUGCUCUCGGUCGUGUCCCGGAUCUACAAAAUACCCCCAAUGCGACGUCUUAUCACACCGUCCUGGAAAUUGACAAGGCGCUGUAUAAUGCAUAUCAAGAUAUCCCACCCCACAUGAAAGUUCUGGAUGCAAGUGGUAAUCUUAUUCCCUUCACCAGCAAAUCCGACUUUUCGAACUUACAACUGGAGUCGAUGUAUCAUUACGGGAUGUGUACCCUACACCGGCAAUUCAUUGCCAAGGGCCGAAUCGACCCGCAAUUCAAUCUUUCCCAAUCUCGAUGUAUUUCGUCAGCUUUAACCUUGCUUGGUUUCCAACAUGCUGUAGACCCAUCCUGGUACAAAUUCCCACAGACCAGAAGAAUGUUAACACUUGCCGGGAUGCUACUCUUUCUAGAGUUGGAAUAUAGACGGAGAGAUCACGAUCCCGAACUAUCCCCUGCCAGUGGCAUACUGCUACAGACCCUAGAGAAGUCCUGUGGUCUCUGGGCGGACGCGCAAACCUCAUGUGAUGAGGCUCGGGAAGUCUAUCAAAUUCUCUCUGGCAUGCUCUCGACUUUUCGUCCUCUUUCUGCAACUAGCUCCUCUGAAGCCCAGAGUCCAAGAUCACACUUUGAUCCUAGCCCACCUUUCCAAUGGAUGAGUGGCAAUCUAUCCCUAGAAAAAGACCUUUUUGCCAUGUCCAAUGACAUGGAUAUUGACUGGACCACAUGGGAUGCGUUGAUCGAGCGGGCUAGCUUCCUCCCAGAAGGUAAAGAGGUUGCGGGGAUGGUUGAUAUUAGCGUUCAAGGGAGGCCUGGAGACGCGACAAUCCUUCAGCGUGACGACCAUGGACUAGCGUGGCCAACUAUCAACUAA